CUUUGCGAGAAGCUGCCCACCUAAGAGACCUGCUGUCCCACUCGAAGCUUCAGCAUGAGCACAUGGAAGAUGCGAUUGGUGCUUUCGUCCUCCUUGCUGGUGUUUUUGGUGGCCACGGUGGCUGAGUCAGCGUACGAGCAGCAGUUUCAGACUUUCACAAGAUAUGGAAAGCGAGGGAUGAACGAGUUAGAAGGCAAGCAGCUUUUCUUCACCAACUCGCGUUACGGAAAAAGAGUUCCCGGCCCGAUGGGAAACAUGGUUCGCCUGUGGGGCGGCGGUCGCCCUAAAGGCAACGUGCAGCCCAGGGCGGAUAAAUUCUUCAUAAACAGCCGCUAUGGAAAAAGAUCUUCGACGCCCGCGCAGUCAAAAGAAGAGUUUUAUCCAAUCAUGACCGAAUCUCCGGCAGCGAAUUCCGAAUUGGCUACGGGACCGACGCUAAUCUGCAAGUACACUGGCUUCAAUCGGCUGUACCAGUGUUUAGAAAGGAAGGACGUUUCAACUGCGGACGCGACCAAGGACGUCGCCCAGAGUAACGAAGAAAAUCAGAGCAAUGAGUAGUUUGCCAUAGUUUUUUGGUUCCCAUAUUGGACAAUUUAAACAAAUUUAGUUUGACGCUGUUGUGAAUUCGAUAUUUUUUGAGGCUGGGACUAGAAAUUUUAAUUGAUGUUUUGAACUGAGUGUACAGAGUGUAGUUAAAAAUUAUCAGUGAUGUAUUAACGCAAAUCUGCAAUAAAAACGCUAAAUUGC
Molecule: messenger RNA, 747 nt
Organism: Neocloeon triangulifer
Lineage: Eukaryota; Metazoa; Arthropoda; Insecta; Ephemeroptera; Baetidae
Product: RYamide neuropeptides-like
Exons: 5
Coding region: 55-558 (167 amino acids)
Source: RefSeq, a predicted model, not a curated record